AACGAAACGGACGUUAUAUCUAAUACCAAAGUUUUCUUUGGGAAAGCGAGCAAACCAAUUACAAGUUUAAGACAAGUAAACAGGACACGGUUCUGCUUUAAUGAACCGUUACUAAUAGGGAAGUUAUAUGAGAUGAAAUUUAACAACAGCACCACAGCGAAUACAAAGAUUUAUUCAAAUGAUAUGCUACUAUUCAACGAAACAAAUAAUUCUGAGUUGGUAUAUUUUACGUCAUUUACCGAAGAGCCAUGUUUUGACAUUAUCACAGAAGACACAAUCGAACAUCACAUGACUAUUAAAGAAAAGGGUCAUACAGAGUUCAUUACUUCCAGAGCGUUGUUAAAUCCAACUGUAUCGUGGACAACGGACGACAAGAUUUCACGGCAAUCCCUGCGCGUUCAACUAGGUAUGUUCACUGACAUCGCAUCAGAAAAAACGGAUUACCAAGAUGUGACCUUUGUAGAUGUUGGCAGUUAUCUUUCACAGUCAUAUGAAGGGUUUCAAACUCCAAAGGGCGUUACGACCAUUGAAAUAAAAAUGCGUGUUUGUAACAAAAUAAACACGUGCUCUGAAUCAAAUUUAACACAAAUAUUUCAUGUUGAAAGCCCUGUCAGAAACGAAUUGGUAAGCACGUCAGAAUUAAGAAACUCAAACGUGAGCUGUUUGCUUGUACACAUGAAUGGGAUACCCUUCCAGGCUGACAGUGGAAUUUUAUUCCAUCAGUGGUCAUUGUGCUUGGAUGAAGCUUGUAAAAGACAGAUUUCGUCUUGGAAGCUGUUGAACAUCACUGGAAGCACAUUUGAGGUGAAUAUAUGCAUUGCGCCUGAAACAUCAUUAAAGACAAAUACAUACGGAUGUAUACGGGCAUUUUCAACUGCUGGAAACGAAAUGACGUCUUGCGCGAAAACCAACGUUUCAAAUACGAAUACAGAUAGGACCAUAUUCGACUUUGAACUUACGUCAAAUGCAUGGAAACACGUACUGGAGAUUAAACACAGCUCAAAUGUUGGCGAACAAUACGAAAUUCUACAGAAUAAUGAGCUUGAUUUUGCCAACGGGAAGUCUGCGGUGGUUGGAGUCAUGCUUUAUGCCGAUCAGCGUAAUUUAACGUGGUAUCUGGUGACAACAUCUACAUUACCUCCGUCUGGCGAUUGUGACAAAAGUUCACAAUGCCAAAACUCUCUAACAACGGGGAAUGGUUAUGCGACGUUUGAUAUCACUCACCUUAUGCAGAACAUACGAUAUUACAUAUGUGCGUUUGCGGAUGAAUCGAUAGUAGAGCGUGAAUAUUCAACAGAACACUUGAGUUCGAUUCAAGAAUGCAGUGAUGGGUUUGUAGUAGACCGUGAGCCACCCUCAGCCGGAAACGUUUUAAUAGAAAACACAAAUGGCUUUGUUGCAAAUUUAAGAAGUAUCAAAAUAUACUGGAAAGGUUUUGCAGAUAAUGUGCACUCUUCAAUGAUGGGAUAUGACCGUGAUAUUGACUAUUAUAUGCUUGCAAUAGGUCACAGGAGGGGUCAAGAUGAUAUCAUGCAUUUCAGAAACGUUGGUCAUGUUCAUUCCGUAAACGAAGAUAUUCAAGCUGUCCUAAAUGGAGCAUCAUUUUUUGUAACAGUUAAAGCUGUAGAUUUUGCGGGACAUGAAACAAAGGUAUCGUCAGAUGAAGUACUUGUCGAUACAACGCCUCCAUUUGUGGGAGAUAUCCACAUUCAAAGUAAUUUGUACUCACCUAGAUAUUUCUCGAGCCAUAUAUUAUCAGUUCGAUUAAGUAACUUUAUGGACCAUGAGAGCGGAAUAGACUUUUUUGAAGUUUGUAUCGGCACAUACGUUAAUCUAUGUGAUACUGUCGAGUCCAAGCAGGAAUCGGUUGACGUCAUUGAAAUAGCAAUGGAAAAUGCUCUUAGGGAUGGAUCUACAUAUUUCAUUAAUGUUAAGGCGUUCAAUAGAGCCGGAUUGCCAUCAAGAACGGUCUCACGGUCUUUGUCAUUUGACAGUAGUCCCCCAGAGCUUGGCUUUGUUUUUGAUGGGACACGUAAAGAUGCGACUGAUAUCGACUUCCAAAAUACAUCAACGGAAAUACAUAUCCACUGGAAAGGAUUCAACGAUCCACACAGUGGCAUGGCGUACUAUGAGGUCGGUUUAGGGACUCGUCCAUUCGUUGACAAUGUGGAAAGCAUAAUUAACGUUGGCCUUAGAGAAGACUUUAAAUGGCUGGACAAUUUUCAACAUGGCACAAGGUAUUAUGCAACCGUAAAUGCUUGCAAUAACGCAGGACUUUGCCAGAAGCGAACCUCAAAUGGGAUAGUUAUUGACCCUUCUCCCCCGAUUCAAGGACUUGUUAGUAUUGGUUCGGGAUCCAAACACCAUCGAUAUGUUGCUAACAGAGGCUCCGUAACGGUACAAUGGGUUGGUUUUCAAGACCCGGAAUCUGGCCUGGAUCAUUUUGACAUUUGCAUCGGUGAUUCUCCAUCUAAUUGCAAAUAUCUACCAUACAAGCACUGCCAGUUACGGAACAGUAUUGUGUUGACCGGACUUUCUUUGCCAGAAAACAUAAACCUCUUUGUAACUGUAAGGGCGUUUAAUAAAGCUAAAAUCUUCACAAAUCAAACGUCAGAUUAUUUCCGAAUCGACACCACCGCACCAGUUAUUUUCGAACGCCCUCAAAUACGUCAUGAUAUGAGUGGGGUAUCUUCAAACAAUGGCCAAUGGGAAAGAUCACUAUUAAAACUAAAAUGGAAGUUUGAGGAUAAACAAAGUCCAAUCGUGAGCCACAUUUUAACUUUGAAAACCCAUCAUGACGGUCAUACUCCUGUGGAAUAUCUACACGUCGGGAAUAUUGACAAGCUAACAAUUAGUCUUCACGAAAAUGAUUUGUUAAAUAAUGGAGAUAAAUACUUCGUAACGGUUACAGGGUGUAAUCUUGCUGAUCUUUGCACAGAAGCAAUAUCAGAAAACAUCACUGUUGACUCCUCACCACCACAUGUUGGUGGAUUUAAGCCCCCUCUGAACUGGAAUACGUUUAAGAAAAAUGGAGGUGAGAUGCUUUCAAACGUAACAUUGACAUGGUAUGGAUUUAUUGAUCCUGAAUCUGAAAUAGAGUCCUACUUCAUAACUCUAAGCAGAACAUAUAGUGGUAAUGAACUGUCAAAUGAGACAAUAGUAGUAACAGCAAGUAAUCAACAUUCCGAAAUGAAUACGUCUAUCACAUUAGUUGAAACAAUAAAACCAGAUGACAUUGUCAUUAUUUCUAUCUGGGCAAUGAAUAAAAUUGGACUGAACAGUAGCGUAUCUCGAACAUCGGUUCUAGCAUUGUCUGGUUCAUCAAGACAUGGCAACAUUUCAACAGGCAGACUGGAAUUAGUCAAGCACUCAUGCGACGUUCAUUUCUGCAAUAGUGAUUGCACGUGCGCCGUCUUUGGGAAACCGUGUACUAUGAAAAAAGAUAACAUAACGUGUAACUCUAUGAAUGUUUCGGAAAUUGCAAAUGAACUUCCAACACUUCGUGUCGUAGCGGGAUUGACUGAAACUCACGAGGGAACGACAGCUUCAUCGAAUUGUUUGAGUGGAAAUUGGAAUAUUAUAUCAGGGAACGAAUCGGCAUUUGAAAGAUAUGAAUGGAGCGCAGGUCUUACAAACCAACCGAUCGGAGAAGGCAGCGAUGUUUAUGGAUUGACGAAUGUUGGGGUGAAUACUCAGAUAACAUUUAACACAAGCUCCCUGCUACAUGGCACGCGAUACUAUUGCACUGUUUCUUCAUACAAUAUCCUUGGGUUGCAUACAACAGGAAAUUCAGAUGGCUUUAUGAUUGAUAUUGAUAUUCCGAUUCAGGGCACGGUGUUCAACACACGAUCAUUUUCUAAUCGGCAUUUUCAGUCUUCAACAACAGAAUUUGAAAUAUCUUGGUAUGGCUUCACGGAUCAUUUGUCUGGAAUACGGUCGUAUGAGGUUGCGUACGUUGAAGCCAGUGAAACCAAACAAGAUCUGUUCUCGUUGUAUUUUGACGAAAAUGCAAAGUCUGACAGUAUUCAUCUGAACAUCAGUGAGUGUGAUAUGGAUAUUGGACACGUGCUUGACGUGGUGAAAGUACGACAAAUAGGGCCUUCUACUAUACGUGUAGUUCCUUUUAUUCUCGAUAGAGAAAGUGGAAUACGAAAGUGGUCACUCGGGAUUGGGACGACAGAAAAUGGUUAUCAGUUGCAGACUUUUCAAAAUAAGUUUCAUGGGUCCGAUGGCAUUGUCUCACUCAACGCUUCACAUGGUACAUCCAUAUUUGUUACGGUCAUUGUCGAAAACAAUGCUGGUCUGACCUCUACUUUAAAAGGUAACACAAUAAAGAUAGACAGGACACCGCCUGACGUUGUUGAGAUUAAAGCAGAGUUUCGAGCCAGUGACCUAAACGACACGAUAUUUGCAAGGUGGUCUGCGAAUGAUGAAGAAAGUGGCAUAGCGUACUGUUCCUGUGGACUAGGAAAUGUGGGCGGGCAGUCAGAUAUCAUUCCAAUGCAAGUGUCGGACAGCAUCGAAGGAUGUAAAUUAGUGGCCAUUGAAAAUAAAUCCGAAGUAUUUGUGAACGUUGUCUGUGUCAAUGGUAUGGAAUUGGAGACAUUUGCGUCGACAAAAGUGAAUGUAAUAAGACAUGUCCCUACAACAGAUGAUGCGAUCGUUAAUGUUGUACCGCUGAACGAGUACUCGCCGACACUUCGGGAUUGCGACGAAACCACGUGUACACAGUCUAACCAAAAUAAGUUAUGCUUGGAAUGGACUGGUUUUCAAGAUGUUCGCUAUAUAUCUGGAUACGAGUACAGAAUUCUCGUCGGCAAUUUCUCUGAAAGAAAGUGGAGUCCAUGCAAAAGACAUACGUUUACGGAAGUGAAUAUAAGAAUGCAGGAAAAUGUCAUCUAUACGGCAGAAGUCAGAGCUAUAAAUCGCAUAGGUCACAGUGCCGAAGUAUCCAAAGAUAUUCGUAGUUUGCCAAAUGGACCAGGCCUAACAGGGCAACCAGUGAAGACAGUAUUUUCCAACUCUACUCUCUUUUUGGACUGGCAGUCGGUUUUCGAACACACCGAGUUUGAAUUGCGAUAUGAUGUUAUGAUAGGUUCUCAGUCCGGUUAUACUGAUCUACUAGAGCUGCAGAACACCGGAAGUCUACAAUAUACAGUACCUGUGCCAACGUCCACCAUUGUUUCUCCAGUUAUUACGGAGCUCCAUAUUACAAUCAAUGCUAUAGGACUGACUGGAUUUCAGACGCGAUACGGUUUUGUUUACCGUUAUUAGCAUUACGACUGUGCUGCUUUGAAUAACUGUAUAAUGUAUAAAUUGUACUUUCCGUUGAGUUUUUUUGUGCUAGAACGAUAUUUUGUGUUACAGUAAACAGUGCUUCAUAUGUAUAUCAACAGUGCUUCAUAUAUAUUUCAACAGUGCUUCAAAUAUGAUAACAUGUAUGUCUAUUUUGUAUAGUAGCAAGUUGUAACUUUAUUUCCUUCUUUCUGGUAUUCUUUUAAUACUAACAUGAAUGUUGCAUAGGGAUACAAUAAAGUCAAUAGUCAUGGUUUCUUUGUUCCGGCUAGGAUAUAGUUUUUGUUUAAAAUGAACACUUAAAGGCAAACUAAAAACAGUGUCUUGUUAAAUUCUAGCACACUCAAAUACUUUAAAGUAUCUUUGAAAAUUAUAUACGAUCAUAGAACAAUAUAAGUUUGCAAUUGAGUCGGCAGGACAAGUAACGCGCAAGAAGCUCUUUUGAGAUAUAAGCCGACUCAUCUUCUGGGUUUAUUUGUUAAUUAUUCCUCUUAAGAAAGUUAGCCUCUUUCUCAGCUUUAAAUAUUUGAUAAACUAGUUUUAGAUAUUCUCAAGAUUAUAAAGCUUUAACAUAUUUAUAAUUAUAGUUCUAUUUUUAUUUAAUAGAUGAUACCGUUUUUACUGUAGUAUAUUUGUCGAGUUAAAUAUAGUGCAUAAGGGUAGAUAAUUGUGUUCUAUUUAUACGGAAUAGGGUAAAAUGGUGUUAUAAUGUGUAUAUCAUAUCGUGUAUAUUAUUAGAAAUCAUAUAUAGUGAAUGUACUCGUAAUGUGUGCUAUAAAGCAUAACAAUUUAUUCUCGUUCGCGUUGUGUUAAACUAAAAGCACGUAAUAAUCCCGUCAUAUUUGAAUCUAGCAUCAAACGUACAAAGGUUAUACAUGUAUAUGAUUUAUUGUGUAAUGAUUCCAUCCAAAUGUGUCCGUCCAAAACGAAUAAAUAAAUAUGUAUAUUA
This is a messenger RNA of Mya arenaria, 6244 nucleotides long. RefSeq lists its product as uncharacterized. NCBI's taxonomy places the organism in Eukaryota, Metazoa, Mollusca, Bivalvia, Myida, Myidae. The record is from RefSeq and is a predicted model, not a curated record. The transcript has 14 exons. The coding region runs from base 133 to 5274 and encodes 1713 amino acids. Gene Ontology annotation, molecular function: protein binding.